Messenger RNA from Lycium barbarum (goji berry), 612 nucleotides. RefSeq lists its product as uncharacterized. The record is from RefSeq and is a predicted model, not a curated record. Lineage: Eukaryota; Viridiplantae; Streptophyta; Magnoliopsida; Solanales; Solanaceae. The transcript has a single exon. Bases 1 to 612 code for a protein of 203 amino acids.
AUGGAUGUUGCCACUGAGAAUCGAACCAGGCCAAGUAUGGCGAAAGUGAGAGUCGAGGUGAACCUUACUAAGACUCAAAUCAACUUUAUCUUCAUUGGUACUGAAAAUGAGAACUGCCCUCAUAAAGGGUUCUAUCAAAAGCUGGAAUACGAGAAUGCCCCCAAAUUCUGUACUCAUUGUAGGAUGUUGGGUCACUCAACAAUCCAAUGUAGAAGAGUUGGAAAGAAAAAGGAAGGGAAUCAGAUGGUUGCUGCGGAAGUUCAGACCAGGCAGAAUCAGGACGAAAAAGGAGAAACACACUUACAAAAAUUGAACACAGAACAGAUUCAGCAGAGCAAUGAUGUACAAGACAACAUCACAGGUGAAAAUGCACCAAAUACGUCAACUGUGGCUGGAACCAGAACUGAUCAGGAAGAUGAUGGCUUUAUCGAAGUCACUAGGAAGAGGAAUAAGAAGAUUUUAAAGACGAACAAGAUUCAGGAUGGAAAAGAUCACACAAGAGCGACCGGGAAAAUGGUUAUUCAGACCAAAAAUGACAAGAGUAGCAAUGAUACAAAAGAGGACCAUGAAAAUGCCAAGCAAAUAAAAACUACUGAACAAACGAGGCACUAG